CCUACUACGAAAUACCAACAGAAAUACGAAAUCAAAACGACAGCAUUUCAAUUUUCUGUAAUUUAAUAACAGAAAUAGAAUUAGUGCCAAAGACAACAAUUUCCUGUCUCAGAAAUCUCCCAACAUCGAUCUUAGUCUUGAGAGUUUGAAGAAAAUAUGUCUUCACUUGCAGCUGCUAGAGCAGACAAUUUUUACUAUCCUCCAGAAUGGACACCAAAUCAGGGUUCUUUGAACAAGUUUCAUGGUCAACAUGCAUUAAGAGAGAGAGCAAGAAAAAUAGAUCAGGGCAUUUUGAUUAUAAGGUUCGAAAUGCCUUUCAAUAUAUGGUGUGGUGGUUGCAAUUCUAUGAUAGCAAAGGGUGUUCGGUUCAAUGCAGAAAAGAAACAAGUGGGCAAUUAUUAUUCUACAAAGAUAUGGAGCUUUUCCAUGAAGUCUGCAUGCUGCAAACACCAGAUUGUUAUCCAGACAGAUCCAAAGAACUGUGAAUAUGUUAUUAUUAGCGGUGCCCAGCGGAAGAUUGAGGAGUUUGAUGUUGAGGAUGCAGAGACUUUUGAACUCCCUGCAGAUGAAGAACGGGGUAAGCUUUCAGAUCCCUUUUAUCGGCUUGAGCACCAGGAACAGGACCUGCAGAAGAAAAAACAAGCAGAGCCAGUACUAGUGAGCCUUCAGAGAGUAUCUGAUGCUAGGCAUUCAGAUGACUAUGCCCUCAACAAGGCACUCAGGGCUAAACUUAGAUCUCAAAAGAGGAGAGUUGCUGAAGAAGAGGUUUCUUCAAGGAAACUGGGUCUUGGCUUACGCCUGCUACCAAAAAGUGAAGAAGACACUGCUGCUGCAGCAAAUGUGAGGUUUUCUUCUAAGUUUGAAAAGAAUAGGAAGGAUAAGCGAGCAUUGAUUAAAGCUGCUUCAAUCUUUCCUGAGUCAUCUGGGUCAUCCACGUCAAAUAAGAGACGAAUGGAACUUGAAGCAAAGCGAAGGAAAAUAUGUGCAAGUGCAGCAUCCAACUUGCUGACAGGAGCUUUUAAACCAUCAUCAUGGUCUCAAAGUUCUAUGCCAGCAAGCAGAAAUAAGGGUACUUCAGUUUCAGCUAGACGGUUCUAAGCUAGAAAUUUUCUAUAAUUUAAGAUUGCGUGUGAGGGUUUCUAAUAUGGGUUUUGUGCUAUUUGCAUUUGACUGAAAAUUGGCGUCGGAGCGUGUACAUGUAUAAAUCUGUCGUAUGUAAUUUUUUUUAUGUUUACUGAUUCAUAGCAUAUUGAUAUUAAUAUUGACCAAAUGACUAUUUGUCACUCAA
Molecule: messenger RNA, 1288 nt
Organism: Mangifera indica (mango)
Lineage: Eukaryota; Viridiplantae; Streptophyta; Magnoliopsida; Sapindales; Anacardiaceae
Product: coiled-coil domain-containing protein 130-like
Exons: 7
Coding region: 157-1098 (313 amino acids)
Biological process (GO): mRNA splicing, via spliceosome
Cellular component (GO): U2-type spliceosomal complex; post-mRNA release spliceosomal complex
Source: RefSeq, a predicted model, not a curated record